UCAGUUCUUUAAACGAUCAUCAUGAAAACAAUUGUGUGCUUGCUUGCGUUGGCCUUCGUGGCUUCAGUCAGUGCUUUCCCGAGAUCAACGAACCGUUGUGCGAACGAACCAAGUGGAACUAUCCUGCCAUCCCUUCAGUGCCAGUUCUACGUCGUCUGUCAGAAUGGUCAAGAACACCAAGUGCGCUGCCAACCCAUGGGAACCUUCUUCGACGUUAACCGCAUGGUCUGCGACAGCCGUCCAAGUGUCACGUGCUGGGAUGGAGUGGUCACUACGACGACGACCACCACCACUACGACUGAGGCUCCGGUGACCACUGAGGAAUCGACCACUGAAGCAACCGAAACCACCGCUGAAGAAAUCGUCACUGAAGAAUCCACCACCGAGGAAAUCAUUACGGAAGAAGUCACCACUGAGGAAAUCCCGGAGGAAACCACCGUGGAGGAAAUCGUCACGGAGGAAUCUACCACCGGUGAACCUGCCACGACUGCUGCUCCGCCAAACUUUACCGAAAUGUGCCGCGGGGUCGUCGUUGACAUUUUGCCCCACCCAACGGAUUGUGCGCAGUUUGUGGUCUGUGUCAUGGGCCGUUAUCAGCUGGAGCAGUGCGAUGAGGGUCAAAUUUUCUACCCGAUGGUGCGCAUUUGCGGGGUUGGAAAUCCAGACCAGUGCGAAGCAUAA
Culex pipiens pallens (northern house mosquito) is the source of this 681-nucleotide messenger RNA. RefSeq names its product endochitinase-like. Gene Ontology annotation, cellular component: extracellular region. The transcript has a single exon. Bases 22 to 681 code for a protein of 219 amino acids. The record is from RefSeq and is a predicted model, not a curated record. NCBI's taxonomy places the organism in Eukaryota, Metazoa, Arthropoda, Insecta, Diptera, Culicidae. Gene Ontology annotation, molecular function: chitin binding.